Molecule: messenger RNA, 402 nt
Organism: Plasmopara halstedii
Lineage: Eukaryota; Oomycota; Peronosporomycetes; Peronosporales; Peronosporaceae
Exons: 1
Coding region: 1-402 (133 amino acids)
Source: RefSeq, a predicted model, not a curated record
AUGGCGUCAUCCACCUUCCAAAACUUUGCCUGUUGUAGCCCUUCCACAUCAAUGUUGGCUCGGGCUUGCCUUCAACGGGCCAUAACGUGCCGAUGUCAACGUCCACAACCUAAUUUUGGGUUAUCAAGAAGUACGUCACCCUUUCGUUCUAAGAAUAAUCGAUAUGAAGAAGUGCUUUAUCAGAAACCUCAUAUACGCGACAGCGCGACCCGCGGUGACGUCGUUUGUGAAAAGCUUGGGAUUGGCGCGGCAGCGAAGGAACAGCUUGUAAUGCUGAAUGGAGCAAUCAACUCAGUAAUUGGACGCGGUUCCAGGAACCUGCGUCGGAUUAUCGUCGGCAAUAGAGAUGUAGAUUGCGGACCCCACGCGACGAUCAACGUUCACGAGACAUUUCCCGUUUAG